Messenger RNA from Thermothelomyces thermophilus ATCC 42464, 1209 nucleotides. RefSeq names its product rhodopsin-like protein. Bases 189 to 1136 code for a protein of 315 amino acids. The transcript is spliced from 2 exons. NCBI's taxonomy places the organism in Eukaryota, Fungi, Ascomycota, Sordariomycetes, Sordariales, Chaetomiaceae. The record is from RefSeq and is a predicted model, not a curated record. Gene Ontology annotation, cellular component: endoplasmic reticulum; plasma membrane.
GGGAAAGGAGAGCAACCCACCGUUCCAAUCGUCACCUGCUUUUCACAUCUACAUCUCUCAAGCCUCUGUGCCACCCAGACACUUCCUCAACACACUUACACGCUUCCCAAAGUCCUCGAUACCAUCCCUGAGAGAGAGACACACCCCUGACCUCCUCUUGCCCGGACAUAGAAACAAAAACAAAAACAAUGGCCGUCGCAGUUCUUGUCUCUCGCAACGAUGCGCUGAGAACACACCCUCCCGCGGGUGACGCGAGACUCUCUGUAAAUGGCUCCAACUGGCUCUUUACCGUCACGAGCAUUUUCGGGCUCGCUACUCUCAUCUUCUGGGCCCUCAAGUUCCGCGCCCGCAGCGGAGAGCGCUUCUUCCACUACCUCUUCAUCAUCACCAGCUUGACCGGCCUGAUCGCCUACUAUGCCAUGGCCUCCGACCUGGCGUGGGUGCCGAUCCGGCAGGCCAACUCGGUCGGCCACAGCGGGCUCGUCCGGCAGAUCUUCUGGGCCAAGUACGUCUUCUGGGUGGUCGCCUUCCCGGCCAUCGUCAUCGCCCUCGGCGUCCUGUCCGGCGUCUCCUGGGCCACCAUCGUCUACAACGUCGCCCUCACCUGGACCUGGGUCAUCGGCUACCUCGUGGCCGCCUUCACGCCGUCCAACUUCAAGUGGGGCUUCUUCGCCUGGGCCUUCCUCGCCCACAUCUUCGCGCUCGUCUCGCUCUGGGUCCGCGGCGGCAGCGCUGCGGACCGCGUCGGCAUCCGCCGCGACUACUUCGCCCUCACCGGCUGGGUCACCUUCCUCUGGCUGAUCUACCCGCUCGCCUGGGGCCUGACCGACGGCGGCAACUUCAACGGCGUCACCGGCAGCUUCAUCUGGUUCGGCAUCCUCGACAUCCUCCUCUUCCUCGGCACCGGCUUCGCCAUCAUCUUCCGCUCCGGCCGCUGGGACUACGGCCGCCUCAACAUCGCCUUCACCCAGUACGGCCGCGUCCCCGCCCAACCGGGCACCUUCCCCGAGAAGGCCGCCCCGCCGGCCGCUGCUGCCGGUGCCGGUGCCGCUCCCGCUCCCGCUCCCGCUGCCGCUCCCGCUGCCGGCCCGGCCACAACCACCGCCCCCACGGCCGCCAAUACUGCUACUGUUUAAAUGAGCCAGUCUGUAGUCUCUCGCUCCGCUCACCCAUUAUUGGUGGCUGGUGUAGGAAAGGAAAAAGGGGGGG